GCACUAGCAGUGAGGGGGAACGGGAACGCAACGGUCGACGAGUAAAGCAACGCAGUUUUGAUUUUGAGUAAACUGAGAGAGUACAGUGAGAACUCAAAAAUGGUGGCGGCAGUAGCAGCAGCAUCAUACGAAGACACUCGCCGGAAAAGAAUGGAAGAAAACAAAAAGAGAAUGGAAGCUCUCAAUCUUCAUCAACUUUCUCAAUCCCUUCACAAAUCCUCUUCCCCUAUUUCAAAACCAUCUCCUUCCAAACCUCGCACUGUCCGCAAAGAGCUUGUUGUUGUCCGACGCUCCGGCCGUGUCGCCAACUUGCCUGCUCCCAUUUACAAAGAAGUUCUUAUUGAUCGCGUCAUACUACCUAGAAAUCGAAUUUCAAGAGGAGGUUAUAAUAUGUACAGAGAUUAUUCGAAGCGAGUGUAUGCUUCCGAUGAAGCUAGAGAGGAAGCAUUGGAAAAGGCAGAAAAGUUGCAAUCCGAUUUAGAUUCCGAUCAUCCGAUUUUUAUUAAGUCGAUGCUUCAAUCUCAUGUAACUGGUGGAUUCUGGCUGGGCCUUCCAACACAUUUCUGCAGGACACACCUUCCAACACGGGACGAAGCGAUGACUUUAAUUGAUGAGGAUGGGGAGGAGUCUCCAACCACAUAUUUGGCUCAUAAAAGAGGACUUAGCGCUGGGUGGAGAGGUUUUGCUAUUGCUCAUAACCUUGUUGAUGGAGACGCUUUAAUUUUUGAGUUAGUUAAUCGCACUACAUUCAAGGUGUACAUUAUUAGAGUGAAUGAUCCUUCGGAGGGUAAACAGCUCGAAUGAACUGCAGUUAGAGAUUGGAGACAGUAAAAUUAAUCUAGGUUCUAAAUUCUAAUAUGCUGGUCUUGGAUUCAGUUUUUUGGUGUUGUAGUUUGGUUUACUUAUGAUGUCUCUAACUUAUGUUUUUCUGUCUCCUAUUUUGAGGUCCUACAUGUGAAGUUAACUCUUCUGCAUAUGUAUAAAUGAAUGAAUCAAACCCUUGUAAUCUUAAAUAUUUAUGAAUCA
Molecule: messenger RNA, 1026 nt
Organism: Trifolium pratense (red clover)
Lineage: Eukaryota; Viridiplantae; Streptophyta; Magnoliopsida; Fabales; Fabaceae
Product: B3 domain-containing protein At3g19184-like
Exons: 6
Coding region: 100-804 (234 amino acids)
Molecular function (GO): DNA binding
Source: RefSeq, a predicted model, not a curated record